Molecule: messenger RNA, 2728 nt
Organism: Pygocentrus nattereri (red-bellied piranha)
Lineage: Eukaryota; Metazoa; Chordata; Actinopteri; Characiformes; Serrasalmidae
Gene: rcc2
Product: regulator of chromosome condensation 2
Exons: 13
Coding region: 238-1725 (495 amino acids)
Source: RefSeq, a predicted model, not a curated record
UCGCCGAGACUCUGCAGAUUCUUUUGUUCCAAAUCAAUCAAAAAAACGAGGAAGACGGACAGACAUGAGCGGAGCAUCUGAAUCAGGAAACCCAUCGUUUGCAAGAUAAUAUUUCGAAUAACCAAGUAAAACAGUUCGACCCGUCGCAACUUUAAGUAGUCAUUACAUACCCCGACUUAAAAUAUCCACGUUUAAGAAGAGAGAAAAAAAAAGUUUUCGACCGACCUUUUCACUACUAUGCCACGCAAGAAGGUGACUGAUAUCUCUGGGAACGGCGGACUGAAGAGGAAAAGAGCGAGUGGUAAAAAGAAAGAGAGGGAGUUCAGCAGUGAUGAUGAGUUUGAAGAAUAUGAGCAAGAAAAUACAAAGAAACCAGGGAAGCAAGCAACCAAACCGGGACUUCAGCCCGUCACUGUUUCAGACGAUGUGAAAGAAAAGAUUAAACUUGAGUUACCCAAGGCCAAAGGGCAAAUGCUCAUAUUUGGAGCCACCAACUGGGACCUGAUCGGCAGAAAAGAAGUGCCAAAGCAACAAGCUGCCUACAGGAACCUGGGGCAGAAUCUCUGGGGUCCUCAUCGCUAUGGGUGUCUGAAUGACGUGCAGGUCAGCAGUGUGGUGUCUGGGCCGUGUGCUGCUCACAGCCUGAUUAUCACCACGGAGGGCAAACUCUGGAGCUGGGGACGCAAUGACAAGGGGCAACUGGGCCAUGGAGACACAAAGCGUUUGGAUGCCCCGAAGCUGGUGGAGGGUUUGGGAGAUGAGGUGAUAGUGGCCGCUGCGUGUGGGCGGAACCACACCCUUGCUUUAACCGAAAAUGGUGCUGUCUACUCAUUUGGAGAGAACAAACUUGGACAGCUUGGUCAAGGCACUCAGACAGAUGCUGUCCUCAGUCCAGCUAUGGUUAUGUACAAUGGACAGCCACUGGUUAAAGUGGCAUGUGGUGCUGAAUUUAGCAUGGUGGUGGACUGUAAGGGUAACCUCUAUUCCUUUGGAUGUCCGGAGUAUGGCCAGCUUGGACAUAACUCUGAUGGAAAAUUCAUAGCUCGUGCUCAACGCAUUGAAUUUGACUGCGAACUUAUCCCUCGACGUGUGGCCAUUUUCAUUGAGAAGACGAAGGAUGGCCAGGUGCUGCCUGUACCUAACGUUGUGGCCCGAGAUGUUGCAUGUGGUGCCAAUCACACACUGGUGCUGGACUCGCAGAAGCGCGUUUUCUCCUGGGGUUUUGGUGGCUAUGGGCGACUGGGCCACACUGAGCAAAAGGAUGAGAUGGUCCCUCGUUUGGUCAAGCUCUUUGAUUUCCCUGGUCGUGGAGCCACGCAGAUAUACUGUGGAUACCAGUGUUCCUUUGCUGUUAGUGAAAUGGGUGGUCUGUUUUUCUGGGGUGUUACGAAUACUUCUCGUGAGUCAACCAUGUACCCAAAAGCUGUGCAGGACCUGUGUGGCUGGAAGAUUCGCAGUCUGGCCUGCGGGAAGAGCAGUAUCAUCAUUGCUGCAGAUGAGAGUACCAUAAGCUGGGGACCUUCACCUACAUUUGGAGAGCUGGGAUAUGGUGACAACAAACCCAAGUCUUCCACCACAGCUCAGGAAGUUAAAACUCUGGAUGGAGUGUAUUCAGAACAGGUGGCGAUGGGCUAUUCGCACUCGUUGGUUAUUGCCCGCCAGGACACGGAUCAGGAAAAGGAGAGACUUAAGAAGCUGCCAGAGUACAACCCACGUACACUCUGAUUGGAUACAAUCCUUUCAUCAUCCUCAUGUUCUCUAGAGGCUUCUGUUUUUGACCCAGAAUACCUCUGCUCACUAGGUCAUCUGUGUAGUCACAGUUUGGUUGGGAUGGGAUCCCUUUUUUUUUUUUUCCCCUUUCUUUUUUAGGACAUCAGAUUAAAAGCGGCAAGACUAUAAACCGAAAUCAAUUUGGACUGCAGUAUGAAAGGAGCUUGCAAUAACAGAUUUCUGUGAGCUAGUGAUCCUGGCUCAACUUCACAAUGACUUCAUGAACCAGUUUUAAUACUACAGUAUCUGCAGCUGUGAGGGAAACCUUGGAUGGUCCCCUCCAAGCACUUAAAACUCCAUUGGAUUUUUACUUCUCACUUCUACAUUCCUAAAGGAGGUUAAUCAAAGCAUUCUAGAUUAUUUCUAUUAUUAUUUUUGGGUUACUGUUCAUUUUGUUCCAUGAAGUUGGCUGGUUAGAACUGUUGCCUGUCUGCUCUCUCCAAACAACUGGUGCUAAAUCAUUUCAGUGCAGACUGUCUUUUGGCUGAUGAACUAGCUGGUAUCACUAAAAAGACCCACACUCCAUACUUGUGCCUUUUUAGGUGAUGUAAUUCAGGCUGUGGAUGCUUUGAUGUCCCAAAGAUAACUUUCCUAAUCUGGGACCAUGGCAGGGUCUCUGUUUUCAGAGUAUACGGUCACUUCAUGUACUGUUUUAUGUAUUGUGCCAUCUUUUUGUGUUCACUUGUGCUUAAGUGUUUGGCAUUCCUAUGUUUAUUAUAGUAAACUACCUGUAUUUAAGUCAUUGCAUGAAGUUGUAAAAAUUGUCUGACUACAGGAUAUUAGGGAGCAACAAGCUCUCCAUCCUGUUUUUACAGGGGAGUUUUUACAAUUUCUGUAAUACCCCAAAUAUUUUUUUUUCUUUCAUCAGAAAAUGUAUGUCAAGAACUUGGGAUGGCCAAUUUGUUCUUUUGUUCCUCAUAAUGUUAAAUAAAGGUUCAUUUAAGUUGGUAAUUGUUAA